Messenger RNA from Salvia hispanica, 643 nucleotides. The record is from RefSeq and is a predicted model, not a curated record. NCBI's taxonomy places the organism in Eukaryota, Viridiplantae, Streptophyta, Magnoliopsida, Lamiales, Lamiaceae.
AUGUCAAACAAACGAGCCCUUGAUAUUCCCCAAUCGCAGUACAAUCUGUCAAAAAAGAAGUUGCUGAAGAAGCCUUGGAGGAUGUUCUCGCGGGACAGGCAGAUGUCUGGCCUGGCACCCGUCUACAUGCCGACUGCAGACGAGCUGAAGCAAGUUUUCAACAAGUUCGAUUCCAACAGAGAUGGCCUUGGGGAAGAGGAAUAUGGUGAGGACGAAGUGCAGAAGAUAUUCGAGGUUGCAGAUUUGGAUGGGGAUGGUUUCAUCGACUUGAACGAGUUUGUGGAGAUGCAGAAGAAGGAUGGUGGGGUGAAGACUGUGGAUCUGCACCGUGCCUUCCAGGCCUUGGACAAGGAUAGCGACGGGAAGAUCACGGUGGAGGAGGUGUAUGAGCUGCUGCGGAGGCUCGGGGAGAGAUGCAGCCUACAAGACUGCCAGAAAAUGGUCCGAGCUGUGGAUGCAAAUGGAGAUGGUGUGAUCGACUCGGAUGAGUUCAUCACCAUGAUUAGAUACUAGUAGUGUAGUAAAUACGUGAAUCAGUUUGGAUGCGAUUUCAAGUAUUUUGUGUAUUAUUUCAUCGAUAUGUGUAAUUAUAUACUAUGUUUGUAUCUGUGCUUGCUUUGGUAUGAAUCUAAACUUAGCAAUU